AUGGCUGAUUUUGAUAAUGUGUCAAAAACAGGUGUCAUUCGAGCCCGGCAGCCGAGCCCGCCGCCACCUCCGCAGCCGCGGCACCGCACGCACGAUGAUGUCCGUGAGACGGACAUUGACAUUCAUCUCGACAAGCAUCACACUGACGUCGACAUUCGCAAGACGACGACGCGCUCGCGCUCGCGCAGUCGCUCCCGGCACCAGCACUACCACGACGACGACAUUGUGGCAAUCUACGACGAGGCGCGGCCCCCCCGCCGCGCGCGCUCCAUGAUGGGCCGGCCCUCGGCGGACGAGGGCGACUACAUUACCAGCCGCAUCGACGCCCGCGGACGCAUGGGCGAGGCGCGCGGCGGGGCUACGCGUCGCUGGGAGCUAAUGGACGUGCCGCCGGGCACGGAGCGGGUGCGCAUGGACGGCGCGGGCGGAGGACGCACGGAGACGACGUGGAGCCGGUACGGCGGUGAGCGGCGGACAAGGUUCCUCGAGGAGGACGGUGGCGGUGCGGUGGUGGCGCCGAUGCCGGCGCCGAUUUUGAAGAAUGUGACGACGACGGCGGAGGAUGCGACGAGCAGGGAGCGGAGGCUGAGCGUGGCGGUGGUGGAUCGGGAUACGGAGAUUGAUAUUGAGCAGAGGCGGACGAGGAGGAGGCACAGGUCGCGGUCGAGGCCGAAGGCGGUGGCGCCGCGGGAUACGUGGACAGAGGUGUCGAGGAGCUUGGUGUCGAGAGAGGCGAUUGAGAGGUUGGGAUAUCCGUAUGAGGAGUCGAAGCAUUAUUUUUAUAUCAUGAUGUUUUUGCCCUCGGACGCCGUAUCGGAACUCAUGGACUUGUCGGAAGAUAUUCGCCGCGCGCGACGCCGCAAGACGCAGCAGGAACGGUCCCGCGAGAUUGAGCUCGACAUUGAGAUUGAUCGCGAUCAUCACCACCACUACCAGCCGCGGCCGAUUCAUCGAAGACGUCGUCGGUCGUCGGGGUACUUGGAUGAGCACUUUCGGGAGCUUGAUGUGUCGAUUGACGAGAGGCGGUCGCGCGGAGGGUACUACUACUGA
Molecule: messenger RNA, 1050 nt
Organism: Beauveria bassiana ARSEF 2860
Lineage: Eukaryota; Fungi; Ascomycota; Sordariomycetes; Hypocreales; Cordycipitaceae
Product: glutamic acid rich protein
Exons: 2
Coding region: 1-1050 (349 amino acids)
Source: RefSeq, a predicted model, not a curated record